AUGGCGGCUCGGCGGCUGGCCGGCGCGGGCCGCGCGGUGCUCUCGCUGCCCAGCGUGCGGCGGCGGGCGACCAACUCCUGGGCCGCCGUCCGCGACACCUUCUUCUCCACCAAGGAAGUGUUCGAGAGCCACCGCGUCGUCUUCACCAUCGGCACCUCCAUCGCCUCCGUCCUCACGGCCUGGGCCGGUUAUUCUCUUCGUCAUAUGCAGCAAACAAAGAUCGACAAGAGGCUCCAUUCCAUUGAGGAAUCUUUGAGGAACACCCACAAAGUUGAACAUGAUGAGAUCAAAAAGAUUGUUACCUCCUAUAACAUUAGCACUUCAGCUUGUAUAGCCACUGCAUUGACAACUACGGUUGUUGGAUACGCCCUGGGGUGGCGCGGCGGAGCUUGGUACACCCGGAGGAUCGUCCGGAGGGAGCAGCAGAAGCUGAUGGGCCAGAUAAAGUCGCAGAACCGGUGGCACUGGCGCCCCUUCAGCAAGCUCAGAAGCAGGUUCAGGAGCAACCGGCACGCCUCCAAGAGCUCUGACGCCCCGCCACUUCCCGGCAAGGAUGCCGAGGCUCCCUCGGUUAGCGGGGUGUCUGUCAACAAGGCUCAGGGCACCGAGGCCCUUUCGAACAACGCGGCCUCUGCGAACGUCAGCAGCGGCUCUCGGCCAGCAGCAGCGGCGGCGGCAGGCUGCAGAUGA
Messenger RNA from Triticum turgidum subsp. durum (durum wheat), 690 nucleotides. The record is from the annotation of a GenBank genome assembly. NCBI's taxonomy places the organism in Eukaryota, Viridiplantae, Streptophyta, Magnoliopsida, Poales, Poaceae.